Molecule: messenger RNA, 1830 nt
Organism: Corythoichthys intestinalis (scribbled pipefish)
Lineage: Eukaryota; Metazoa; Chordata; Actinopteri; Syngnathiformes; Syngnathidae
Gene: cart4
Product: cocaine- and amphetamine-regulated transcript 4
Exons: 4
Coding region: 83-406 (107 amino acids)
Biological process (GO): negative regulation of appetite; positive regulation of MAPK cascade; adult feeding behavior
Molecular function (GO): neuropeptide hormone activity
Source: RefSeq, a predicted model, not a curated record
AGCACACACCACGCUUGUCGCCACGACGAUCAACAGGACAACCACAAGACAAGAAGAAGUUGCCAUCUCACAACCAGCGACAAUGGAGAGCCUGCGAGCGUUCCUCUGUCUGUACAUGUGCGUGUCACUGCUGACCCUCAGCCCCUGCCGGGGUCAAAAGUCGGCCGCGCCGUACGAUGACGACGACCUCUCGCGACUCGCCAACGACGAGCUGGCGGAGGCGCUUCAGGACUUCCUGGACGAGGCGGAAAGUCGAAAUGGCCUGUCAGUGGAGAAGAAGGCCAGCGUCAUCCCCAGGUGCGACGUGGGCGAACGCUGCGCCAUGAAACAUGGCCCUCGCAUCGGCCGAUUGUGCGACUGCCUGCGAGGGACGGCGUGCAACACCUUCUUCCUGCGCUGCUACUGAACGCCGGACCGCCAAAUGCAUCACGACACACGUGAAUCCAAUUUGACGACACUUGACACUCUAUGGCUUGAUUUUGCAACACAAGUACAAUUUAAUGCGUUUUCGUAUUGCACACCACUUUAUGAUACGUCACAACAGUUUACAACACUUUACUACACUUAGCAAGAUUUUGCAACACUUUACGGAACGUAACUUUUCAGUCCAACUUCCGACAUUUUACAACACAUUGUUGUUACCAAUACAAUAAUAUUCAUUUUACAUCACUUUAUGAGCCUUAUUCAAGUUUACAACACCUUGCAACACAUUCCAACCCUUUACAACAUCAUGUUAUUACAAAUUUGACAACGCUUUACGACACAAUAAAAUAACUUUAUAACAUGUCAAAUUAUUUUAUAACACCUGACAAUUCCUUAUUGUUGUUACCAACAGAAUAAAUGUGUUUUACAACACUAUAGGACCCUUCACUAAAGUUUACAACACUUUACAACACAUUUCAACUAGGGCUGUCAAACGAUUAAAAUUUUUAAUCGAGUUAAUUACUGCUUAAAAAUUAAUUAAUCGUUCAAACUUCAAACCAUCUAUGAAAUAUGCCAUAUUUUUCUGUAAAUUAUUGUUGGAAUGGAAAGAUAAGACACAAAAUGGAUAUAUACAUUCAACAUACGGUACAUAAAUACUGUAUUUGUUUAUUAUAACAAUAAAUCAACAAGAUGGCAUUAACAUUAUUAACAUUCUCUUAAAGUGAUCCAUAGAUAGAAAGACUUGUAGUUCUUAAAAGAUAAAUGUUAGUACGAGUUAUAGAAAUGUUAUAUUAAAACCCCUCUUAAUAAUUCCGUUUUAUUAAAAGUUGUCAAAUUUUCAAUCAAAAAAUAAACUAGUAGCUCGCCAUUGUUGAUGUCAAUAAUUACACCAUGCUUACUCAUUGUGCUUAAACCCAUAAAAUCAUUUGGACCCAAGUGCCAGCAGAGGGCGCCAAACACCAAAAAAGAAGUAACAAGCGGACAUAACACUGCUGUCAUUUUAAUCUGUUUGAGCGGGGCAUGUGCGUUAAUUGCGUCAAAUAUUUUAACGUGAUUAAUUUAAAAAAUUAAUUAACGCCCGUUAACGUGAUAAUUUUGACAGCCCUAAUUUCAACGCUUUAGAGCAAAUUAACCACUUUACACAACUGUACUAGAUGUUACAACAACAUGUUAGUACAAAUUUAAGAACACUUUAUUACACUUUUAAACAGAAUUUACAGAACUGAACACUUUACAAUUCCACAUUGUUAUUACCAACUCAAUAGCUUCAGAUUACAACUCUUUCCUGAAGUUUACUACACACAUUCCAACACUUUACAGCAAAUGAAACACUUUACACGACUGUACUAGACGUUACAACAGCCAUGUUAUUAAGAAUUUGACGACGCUUUACAACACAAAACAACA